AUGGCUUUCUUUGAAAGGGUUGCACCACUUCUCUCUACGGAUCAUCUCGUCUCCGGGACAGGGAGCUCUGGUUCUGAGCUUGCCGUCCCAAAUGAUGACCAGCCAGUCGCCAAUACGCAGAGCAUUGAAGAUACAGACGAAUGGGUCCUUCCCGAGAACGGCGUGUGCGACUUUCUUCCUAUCCAGCAACUCUCCAGGAUCCAAGUCCUCUUUAGCAACGAUACACAUCGCCUCUUCCGGGCCAUAUGGCGCCAGCCCGAGGACCAGGCCGACCUAAGUCUCACUUGGGGCGAGGCCAAAGGCGCUGGCAUCGUCGUCUGGAGCUACUUUGUUAGCAAGACGAAGUACGUCAUAAUGGGCAAUGGCGAAAUUGUCAGAAGCAAGCCCAAGGGCACCAAGUUUGACCAAACAACCGGCCGCGUCAAGUAUCGCCAUCUUGUGCCGAACGACAGAACCAUGGACCGAGAAAUGCAUAAUGAGAUUGGGCGCAACAUCAAGAAAGCCUGCAGCGAGGCGUCGGGACGAUUUCGUGCCCUGGGCUUCACCAGGGUGGUUGAGGGUGAAUGCAGUUACAAGGAGAUGACAUGGCAGAUCCGCCUGCAGCCUGCCGAUGAUGCCAACACUGAGUUGGCUGCAUUGAUGGAUUGCGUACCGCACUAG
Molecule: messenger RNA, 660 nt
Organism: Beauveria bassiana ARSEF 2860
Lineage: Eukaryota; Fungi; Ascomycota; Sordariomycetes; Hypocreales; Cordycipitaceae
Exons: 1
Coding region: 1-660 (219 amino acids)
Source: RefSeq, a predicted model, not a curated record